Molecule: messenger RNA, 1879 nt
Organism: Chlamydomonas reinhardtii
Lineage: Eukaryota; Viridiplantae; Chlorophyta; Chlorophyceae; Chlamydomonadales; Chlamydomonadaceae
Exons: 8
Coding region: 449-1339 (296 amino acids)
Biological process (GO): protein phosphorylation
Molecular function (GO): ATP binding; protein kinase activity
Source: RefSeq, a predicted model, not a curated record
GGAUCCCUUAUGCAUAAAAGACCUCCGACCUUGCGAAGGCCAUAUCAACUGCAAUAUGUAUUCAGCAAUAAAAUCGACUCAGACCGUCUGGGGUGCAUAUUUACCUCCUUUUGGUGUUCUGUGCACGCGCGCCAGCUGCUAACAUUGAGUAGCCUUACUGAUGGGCGCGAAGCUCUCCGCGUGCCUGCGUGGCCCGUCGCGCUCACACGAGCCCAACCACGAUGCGCAGCUGCAGCUUGAAGGCUCGCCGUUUGCACCCGCAUGCGUCCCAGAGGCUUUGAACACUUUACCAACAGAAGGUGUCUCUGCCGAUACAGAACCGGCUAAUACAUGCAGCGCCCUAAUGCUGCCCACCAGCCCUUCAGCGGACGCCGAACAGGCGCAGAUCGCGGUCAAACCAGCUGUGCAACUCAGCGGAACUGCCAAAAUAUUUGGCCGUCACUCGCUCAUGCCGGAGAUGCGCGUGGAAGAUAUCUUCGCAUCAGAGUCAUCGGUGCGGCUCCGCGAGGCCGGCUCCAUUGCGCCAUACCUACUGGCCUCGACACGGACGCUGAUCGCACCGGAGCACAUCUUGGUCAAUACCGUGGAUGAGUUGACCGAGGGCAUCGAGGUCAAGAACGCUCUGGGUUCAGGCGGCUUUGCAACGGUGUUCAAGGGCGUGUACCAGGCAAGCGAGGUGGCAGUGAAGCUGGCCAUCACGCCCAACAACACAGACCAGGACCUAUUCUGCUUUGAGGCAGUGCUGGCGCAGCAGCUGCGGCACCCGCACGUGGUGGCAACCUACUGUGCGCGGGGCGCCAAGAUGACGAUCGAGAUGAUUGAGGAGCUUUACAAGGCCCACGAGGCCGAGCUAGGGCUGCAGGCCGGCGGUGACAAGGGCGCAGGCGCAGCAGGAGGACGCGCGGCCGGCGGUGGCGGCGCCGGUUUUGCACAUCGGUACCGCAGUAUGCCGCCGGAGGCUUACAACCUUUUGCUCAAGCUGCCCUCUAUGCGCUCUGACGACAACAUGGGCAACCCUCGAGUGGUGGCACAGAAGCAGCAGGGUAGCGGCUGGGCUCACGCGCUUCAAACCAUCAGCGUUCUGCCCGACGAGAUCCUCAUGGUCAUGGUGCUGGAGCUGUGCGAGUCGGGCAGCCUGUCCAGCGCACUGCGGAACGGCACCUUCACGCCGCAGCCCGGGCGGCUGUCGCCGCUGACCGCUCGGCGUAUGCUGGUGCGCACCGCCACAGAGGUGUGCCGCGGCAUGUUGCACCUGCACAACGCCAACGUCAUACACGGCGACCUGAAGGUGCGAGCCAGCCAAGCAAGGCGGGAGCCUCGCAAGGCGUCCAUGAUCUAAAGACGCAACUUCUGAGCUCUCCUGUUGCUUACCUUCUUCGUGCUGCAGCAAUUAAUGUACCGUAUGAGUGCAUGCCCUGCAAGCCUGCUCUGAUGGUAUACCGUUUUGUGUUCCUGCCGUUAUUAACAAUGCCACCCGAUUUGCACCUGCCGGCCCUGCGGCCUCGCUCGCACACACGGCAGCCCAGCAAUGUGUUGCUGUCGCACUCAAGCAAGGACCGCCGUGGCUUUGUGGCCAAGGUGGGCGGGGCGAGGCCUUCUGAGGGCAAGCAGCAGUGCGGGGCGGUAUGUUAAGCAGCUGUCGAGUGGCUGUUGCGGAAUUCAGUGACUUCUUAGCCAAGCUUGGCAGCUAGCUGUCUGGAUCCAGGGCUGGUUUCACCGCCAGGAACGAUAACGCAAACGUGGCGCACAUGGUUGGGUUGAGGGGUCUGUACCGUGCGUGCCUGCUCGAACGCCGAUUGUGGUGCUGGAACACCGUUGUGUAUGGAGGUAGUGAGAACUACCGGGUUUGGAAGGCAAGGCCGUGUAAGUAGUCGGUGUA